AUGGGGAACUGCCUCAAUACCUCCACCUCCGCUGACAUCUCUGAGAGUGAGUCUCCGUCCAGUGAGCUUUCAUCGGAGACGAUCCCAAGCCUGGACGAGAAUCUCCUGAGAGACCUGCCAGCAGCCCCCCAGAGUAUGACAGAAUUCGAUAUAGCCCAACGAUUCAGGUGCCCGCACUGUUUUCCUGUUAGCGAAUACGUGUCUGGAGAAGCUGCAGCGGGAAAGACCAAGGACUGUGCCAUUUGCUUGCUGGACUUCGUGGAUGGAGACCGCAUUCGGGCUCUGCCCUGCAAACAUGUCUUCCACCUGGACUGCAUCGGGAAAUGGCUGAUGACAUCCUUCACGUGUCCCUGCUGCAGGCUGUCUGUGUAG
Molecule: messenger RNA, 372 nt
Organism: Sorex fumeus (smoky shrew)
Lineage: Eukaryota; Metazoa; Chordata; Mammalia; Eulipotyphla; Soricidae
Product: RING finger protein 11-like
Exons: 1
Coding region: 1-372 (123 amino acids)
Source: RefSeq, a predicted model, not a curated record